GCCCAUAAAUAUAUGAAUACGGGUUAACCACACAUGCUGCAUGUUUGUUGCAACUGCAUGCAUCAUAGACUUUAUCUGGUAUACAUUUGCCUCUUUUUAAGAAGUUUCUAGACUAGAACUAUGACUGAGGCAGAGUUAUACACGGUGUACAAGGGGCUCCGCGUGCCCUCCUUGCUGCACACGCCAAAGAGUCUGAAAUACUUCGAAGAGUUUACCUUUCGCCAAGAUGAUAUCAUCAUUGUAACGUAUCCCAAGUCAGGUACGACUUGGACGCAGGAGAUUGUCCCUCUGAUCAUGAGUGGAGGAGAUCCGGCAUCUGUGGAGACUGUUCCUAACUGGGAACGUGUUCCCUGGCUGGAGGAAAUUCAGGCCAGCACAUAUAACCUAGAACAGAGGCCGUCUCCACGAAUGUUAACCACACAUUUCCCGUACAACAUGAUGCCUCCAUCCUUCUUUGAAGUUAGGCCAAAGGUCAUCUAUGUGAUGAGGAACCCCAAAGAUGUGUUUGUGUCUUCCUUUUUUUAUCAUAGGACAGCUUCCUUCCUGGUAAACCCAGGCCCACAGACCGAGUUCCUCCACAAGUUCCUUGAUGGAAAAGUUAUGUUUGGCUCGUGGUUUGACCAUGUAAAGAGCUGGCUGAAUGCUGAAGAUAAAGAGCACAUAAUGCACAUCUCCUAUGAAGAGAUGAUAAUGGAUCUGAAGGACGCUGUGGGCAGAAUGGCUCAGUUCCUGCAGAAGUCUCUGGACCCUGAAGUGAUAGAGAAGAUAGCCGACCGAUGUUUGUUCAAGAACAUGAGGAAGAACAACAUGUCAAACUACUCUAUUGUUCCUCUUGCAUUCCUGGACCAGACAAAGUCUGAGUUCCUCAGGAAAGGAAUAGCUGAAGACUGGAAAAACCAACUCCCAGUGGCAGAAGCAGAGUACUUUGAUUCUGUUUACAAAGACAGAAUGAAAGAUGUAAACUACACAUUUGUAUGGGAUGAGUUGGUACCCCCAGCAUAACAUUUUGCAAAAAAACAUCGUCACUGUCAUGGCUUGUAAAAUGUGUCUGUUUUUAUACUAACAUACUGCAUACUCAAUCUAUUUUUACUAAUACUGACUGUGAAAUGUACAAUUAUGUAUGCUAUUACAGUAUGCUCGAGCAAUACGCCUUUUUCAUAUUAAACAACUGUAUCGAUUGAGACUUUAUCGAGUAAAUGUUGGAUGAAAAAUGUUCACAAAUGUAAAUCAAUAUAGAAUUCUUGCUAAUCUAUA
Messenger RNA from Eleginops maclovinus (Patagonian blennie), 1254 nucleotides. RefSeq names its product sulfotransferase 2B1-like. The transcript is spliced from 6 exons. Lineage: Eukaryota; Metazoa; Chordata; Actinopteri; Perciformes; Eleginopidae. Bases 121 to 1002 code for a protein of 293 amino acids. Gene Ontology annotation, biological process: sulfation. Gene Ontology annotation, molecular function: sulfotransferase activity. The record is from RefSeq and is a predicted model, not a curated record. Gene Ontology annotation, cellular component: cytoplasm.